Truncatella angustata is the source of this 1425-nucleotide messenger RNA. RefSeq lists its product as uncharacterized. The transcript has 3 exons. Lineage: Eukaryota; Fungi; Ascomycota; Sordariomycetes; Amphisphaeriales; Sporocadaceae. The record is from RefSeq and is a predicted model, not a curated record. Bases 124 to 1425 code for a protein of 433 amino acids.
CUACACUGUAUUAUCGGUAGUUGAAAAGUGACAUGCAUUUAAUCCUCGUCACGCCCAUCCAUGGUAGGUCGGUGCGUAAUAGCAGAUGUUCAGGUACCCUUUCACACUUAUUAAUUAUUCACAAUGGCUGUAACCGACAAGGCACCGACUCUUUUGGCGUCCGAGCACGUAGGUCCCAAGGGAUGGAUCCGAGAUAUGGCAUGUCUCGAAUUGGCUGAGGACUACGAUGCUGAACACAUAUCGUCCAUACUCAAGACCGCUUGGGCGAGCUUUAAGUCGCGGACGCCUCUUGUGGGCGUUGAAGCGGUGCCACUGGGUCUUGAUGUGAAGCCGGCUGGUAUGCUCAAGCUUCAGGCUUACAGUGAUGGCGAGAUAGAGGACUUCUUGGUCAAAGACCACCGCAGUGACGAUACUAUCCCAUCCUUUGCGCAGCUACAGGCACAAGGUUUCCCCAAUGCUGCGAUGGAUAACGAGAAGCUCUGCUUGCGCGGGCGCGGCGGGGAGUGGCCCAACUUUGCCGUCGACAGACUUGCGACCAAUUUGAUGCAGGCCAACCUGAUCAAGGGCGGGUUACUACUUAACCAUCUUUGCUUCCACGCUUUUGGCGAUGCUACCUCUAUGUGGAAGCUACUCGAGCUCUUCGCGGAAGAUGUGCGAAAAGCACAGGGCCUGUCAAUCGAGCGACCAGCCGAAAUACCUACUGCUGACAGAGCCAAACUGUCGCAGAGCACUGGCAAGAACGUUUGUUCCAACUUUGCCGACCAACACAAGGAGUUCAUUCAUAUCCCCUUCACACCAGAGGGACUACCCGAGGGUCUGAUAAAUGCCCGGCACCAUGCUCAUGUGUUCCGCUUUACGCCCGAAUCGAUCCAGGCACUCAAGGCCGAGUGCGCGCCGAGUAAUGUGCGUGUUCUGAAGGACCAGAUCCCCCAAGACCAGCUGCCCGCGUUCAUUUCUACCAACGAUGCCCUGACGGCACUGCUCUGGAAGUCUGUCCAACGUGCCGAAAACCCGGACUACGUUGACCCAGACAGCAACUUGGCACCUUCCGUCGUCAUGGCAUCACUGGCUGAUCUGGCAUGUCUGAUCCGCAUGGGCGUUGCCAAGUGUGGUAGCACGUACUUCGACGAGGUAGCGCACUACAUCGAAAAUAUGGACGACGUAAACCGUCUUGCUGGCACGGCCUUCCUCGACAUGCCCGGCAAGAACGUAUUGCAAAGCAACUGGAACGAGUAUGACUACUAUGGAAUUGAAUGGGGCUCGGCUUUUGGGGAUCACAUUAAGGCUCUACGUUUCCCGGCUGGAGGUGUUUGCGCUGGUUUCCAAAUCAUCAUGCCCAAUCCCCCAAACACGCCUCGUGGGACGACUGAAGUGCUCGUGGAUAUACUAUUCGUGAGAUUUGGCCUUGUUGAGUAUGCCAGAUGA